Molecule: messenger RNA, 2304 nt
Organism: Lacerta agilis (Sand lizard)
Lineage: Eukaryota; Metazoa; Chordata; Lepidosauria; Squamata; Lacertidae
Gene: MAP2K7
Product: mitogen-activated protein kinase kinase 7
Exons: 12
Coding region: 57-1376 (439 amino acids)
Biological process (GO): protein phosphorylation
Molecular function (GO): ATP binding; protein kinase activity
Source: RefSeq, a predicted model, not a curated record
UGUAUUCUGGCUGCGCGGUGGCGGCAGCGUCGGCGGCUCCGGGGGAGGGGGGGAAGAUGGCGGCGUCCUCGCUGGAGCAGAAACUGUCCCGCUUGGAGGCCAAGCUGAAGCAGGAGAACAGGGAGGCCCGGAGGCGCAUCGACCUCAACUUGGAGAUCAGUCCGGCCCGGACUCGGCCUAUUAUUGUGAUCACUCUAAGCCCUGCUCCCGCUCCAUCCCAACGUGCAGCAUUGCAGCUUCCUUUAGCCAACGAUGGAAGCAGCCGUUCCACCUCUUUGGACAGCUCGCCCCAGCAUCAUCACACUCAUCCGUCACGCCCCCGAAACUUUCUGGGCCUGCCUCCUCAGCCCCCCUUCCACAUGAACAAGAGCAUGGAGAGUAUAGAGAUUGAUCAGAAACUGCAGGAAAUUAUGAAGCAAACGGGUUACUUGACCAUCGGAGGGCAGAGAUACCAAGCAGAAAUCAAUGACCUAGAAAAUCUGGGUGAGAUUGGAAGUGGGACGUGUGGACAGGUGUGGAAAAUGCGUUUCAAGAAGACUGGACACAUCAUAGCUGUGAAGCAAAUGCGUCGUUCUGGUAACAAAGAGGAGAACAAGAGGAUUCUGAUGGACCUGGAUGUAGUGCUGAAGAGUCAUGACUGUCCUUACAUUGUUCAGUGCUUUGGAACUUUCAUCACAAAUACUGAUGUUUUUAUAGCCAUGGAGCUAAUGGGCACAUGUGCAGAGAAGCUGAAAAAACGAAUCCAAGGGCCUAUCCCGGAGAGGAUCUUGGGAAAGAUGACUGUGGCGAUUGUCAAAGCACUCUACUAUCUGAAAGAGAAGCAUGGUGUCAUCCAUAGAGAUGUGAAGCCUUCAAAUAUCUUGUUGGAUGAGAGGGGGCAAAUCAAAUUGUGUGACUUCGGGAUCAGUGGGAGGCUGGUGGACUCGAAAGCCAAAACCCGGAGUGCUGGUUGCGCAGCAUAUAUGGCGCCUGAGAGAAUAGAUCCCCCUGAUCCCUCAAAACCAGAUUAUGAUAUCCGUGCAGAUGUUUGGAGCCUGGGCAUCUCUCUAGUUGAGCUGGCUACAGGUCAGUUCCCCUACAAGAACUGUAAAACAGAUUUUGAAGUCCUCACCAAGGUGUUGCAGGAAGAUCCUCCCCUUCUCCCAAACAACAUGGGAUUUUCUGUGGAUUUCCAGUCCUUUGUGAAAGACUGCCUUACUAAAGAUCACAGGAAGAGACCAAAGUACAACAAGCUACUUGAACAUAACUUCAUCAAGCGUUAUGAGACACUGGAAGUGGAUGUGGCAUCCUGGUUCAAAGAUGUCAUGGCUAAGACAGAGUCACCCCGCACGAGUAGCAUCCUUAGCCAGCACCACCUGCCAUUCUUCACCAGGUAGCCAUGUAGAGUGGCUAUUGUGCCAAGGAAGGACCCCUUGGCAGACAGAGCUUGCAAGGUGGGGCAAGAGAGAGCACCACAACAGACACCUGCCCUCACAACAGCAACUCUUCGGUGGCAUGAAUUGUUUGCUUCACCUGCUCAAAUCACCCUCGCCCAUGUUGUCUUUUCCUUCAGUAUUGCCAUGAAGAGAUGGGGUGGCUGUCUGGUCUUUCUGGAAUGUGGGUGUGUUCUAGAGCCUUUGGCAUUUCUGGCACCAGGCAGCCCAAGAAUACAAGGCCUUUUCCAGCCUGUGCUUGUUAUCCAUCAGGAGUUGCCAUGAAGUGACAGAUGCUCCCUGCUUGUCUCUCUCCACCUUGUCUGGAGGCUCAACAGUGACCCUUGCUCACGCACUGUGAACAGACACAAAACACAAAAGGAAAAAGAAGAUAUUUUUUUUACCACUUAUUUAUUAAGUUUGGACUUGUGGUGCUGCGGGCUGCCUGCUGCACCCGUUCACCCAUCCCUGCGUUAUUAAUGUCUGUUUUUGUUUUUUGUUUUUUCAUUUGUGUUUUUGGGAUUGUAUUUGCUGAGGGGGAAUGGGGCUGGACGUAGAUGGGUCGUCUGCUGCUUUAGAUUCUGAGCUUAGCUGUUGCUGUUGUCUUGGUUUCAUUUUUUCUUAGGGCUUCGGGAGACAGGAAAGUGUAGGUUUGAGAAUUAUUCUCAUCCAAGAGUAGCUCAGUUAAAGUGAUUUUUCCCUCUUCAAUUCUUUUUGAACUCAGGGGUUCCUAUCUUUUGUUUUGAGCGUGAACAAAGUUUUGUCAGUGGUGUUUUAUUUACCAAAGUGUGUGUUUGGUGCUAGGAUAAAUGCUUGUUCAUUUUCUUCCAGUAUUUAAGAAAAGGAAAAGCAGAACUUAAAAGAUAAUCCUGGCAUCAAGAAAGCCAUUUUU